Messenger RNA from Poecilia reticulata (guppy), 3320 nucleotides. It is a transcript of the gene plaa, whose product is annotated as phospholipase A2-activating protein. Gene Ontology annotation, cellular component: nucleus; cytoplasm. The record is from RefSeq and is a predicted model, not a curated record. NCBI's taxonomy places the organism in Eukaryota, Metazoa, Chordata, Actinopteri, Cyprinodontiformes, Poeciliidae. Gene Ontology annotation, molecular function: ubiquitin binding. Gene Ontology annotation, biological process: proteasome-mediated ubiquitin-dependent protein catabolic process; ubiquitin recycling.
UAACUAUGCUGCCAAGUUAACACUUUACGCCCCCUAACAAGUCAUCUUCGGACGAAGGAAUGCAUCGAGACUUAAAAAUAGCAUUUAGAAGAAAACGUCCUCUCAUAAGCUUCCAUGUUAUCACCUUCUUUGUUCAGUAACGGUUAGCAAGGAAGCUAACAUUCGCUGAAAUUAGCUUUGUCAUUCAUUCCGCUGCACCUGUCUGUGGUCGGGGUAAUGCUGGAGAAGUUCGGCUUUUCAGUGGACGAUCCCGAGUCUGAAUAGUACGGGCAAAACAGACUUUAGUCGCUUGUUUUGGUCCAUGAACAUGCAUUAUUCUAAAGAGAGGAAAGAUGGUGACUGUCAUUUGGACUAAUUCCCCCGAAAGCUGUGUUAAUAAAAUAAUGAGAAUAUAAUAGUGUUGGGUUCCGAACAACUUAAGAAAUUUGUCUUAAAAUUGGUUUGUCUUGGCAUGCGAACAAAGUAGUCAUGAUCUAAUAGUCAUGUAAUGACAAAUGCUGUUAAAGUGGUUAUAAAAGUAACUUUUCAAUUUAUCCGGCCUAGAUAUAGGAGAGGCUUUCAAAUAUAUUAUUAAUGUAGAAAGUUAAGGACUCAGACGAAUGCCUGUGCAUUUUACUUAAGUGUAAUAACGUUGGUUUAACAUUUCAGGCGUGGUCACUGAUGAAAAUGCAUUACCUUGCAAAAAUAGUAAUACAGGUACUCUUUUGUGAAAGAGAUUUGAAACAUGGUUUGGGUUCAGCGGCUUUUUUCUGUUGCACUUAAAUAAAAUCCAGGGGCACCAAAUGUUUUCGUAUCUUACACAAUUAGGAACUGGAAUCCGCCUGUGUGUCACUUAAAUCUCUAUCAAAUGCCCUCUAUCAAACCUCUGAGGCCUUCACACAACAACCAUCUUGGAAAACAAAGGAAUACAGCAGACGGCCAGGGAAAAUGUUGUGAAUAUUUUAAAGAAAUCCCAGAUACAGGAUUCUCUGAGAUGCAUUGUAUGUCUGGACACUCAAAUUUCGUAUCUUGCGUAUGCGUCAUUGCACCCAGUGAAACGUACCCCCGAGGUCUGAUUGCCACCGGUGGGAAUGAUAACAACAUUUGUGUUUUUACUCUGGACCGGCCGCAGCCCCUCUACACCCUGGAAGGUCACAAAAAUACAGUUUGCACUUUGUCCUCUGGGAAAUUUGGAACGCUUUUGAGUGGCUCUUGGGACACGACAGCCAAAGUCUGGCUCAACGAGAAGUGCAUGAUGACUUUGCAGGGACACACUGCGGCUGUGUGGGCAGUCACCAUCCUACCUGAUCAAGGCCUCAUGCUUUCAGGAUCAGCAGAUAAGACCGUCAAGCUCUGGAAGGCUGGCCGAUGUGAGCGAACGUUUACAGGACAUGAGGAUUGUGUAAGGGGACUUGCAGUCAUCAGCAACACAGAGUUCUUAUCCUGCAGCAAUGACACAAGUAUCCGAAGGUGGCAGGUGACGGGCGAAUGCAUACAGGUCUACUACAGUCACACCAACUACAUCUACAGCCUUGCCGUCUUCCCCGAUAGUCAAGAUUUUAUAAGCACAGGAGAGGACAGAUCGUUAAGGAUAUGGAGGCAAGGGGAGUGCUGCCAGACCAUCCGCUUCCCGGCCCAGUCAGUCUGGUGCUGCUGUGUUCUGUCCAACGGCGACAUUGCUGUUGGUGCCAGCGAUGGCAUUAUUCGCAUUUUUACGGAAGCCGAGGACCGCAUGGCGAGCGCCGAAGACCUCCAGGCCUUUGAGGAUGAGCUCUCCAAAGCCACCAUAGACCCGAAGACGGGGGAUCUCGGAGACAUCAAACUGGAAGACCUUCCUGGAAGAGAACACCUAAACGAGCCCGGGAAUCGCGACGGGCAGACGCGUUUGAUCAAAGACGGACAGAAGGUGGAGGCGUACCAGUGGAGCGUCAGCGACGGCCGCUGGGUGAAAAUCGGGGACGUGGUCGGCGGCUCCAACCAGCAGACCUCUAAGAGCGUCAUGUACGAAGGGAAGGAGUACGACUACGUCUUCACCAUCGACGUGAACGAGGAAGGGCCGUCCAUGAAGCUGCCUUACAACGUGACCGACGACCCCUGGCUGGUGGCGCACAACUUCCUGCAGAGAAACGACCUCAGCCCCAUGUUCCUCGACCAAGUUGCUAAUUUCAUCAUCGAGAACACUAAAGGGCACGUGGUGGGUCCUGCUCAGAUCGGUGGUGGCGAUCCGUUCACAGGAGGAUCUCGAUACGUUCCUGGCUCAUCUAAUGACGACUCCGGCUUCGGCGCAGAUCCUUUCACAGGCGCUGGGCGCUACAUCCCAGGGUCAAGUUCCAACGCCAGCGCUCCUUCAGGUGUGGCAGAUCCGUUUACUGGAAAAGGCGCGUACUCCUCAGCAGGAGGACAGACCUCAACUAACAUCUACUUCCCUAAAACUGACUUCGUGACCUUUGAGCAAGCCAAUGCCCCUCAGAUUGUCGCCAAGCUUAAGGAGCUGAAUGAAGGGGCCCCUCGGGAGCACAAGCUCUCUGACGACACCAUGGAAAGCCUGGAGCAGCUGCUGCUGGUGGUGUGUGGGGCCAACUCACCUGAAACUCCUCCUACCAUUCAGCAGAUCAGCCUCCUCUGGAAGGUCUCGCAUUGGCCUGAAGAUAUUGUGUUCCCUGUCUUGGACAUCUUGAGGCUGGCGGUGCGCCACCCGCAGGUUAACGAGAGCCUCUGUGGCGAGGCAGAAGGCGUCCAGCUGUGCAACCACCUGCUGAGCCUGAUGAUGCCCGAGGGUCGCCCCGCCAACCAGCUGCUGGCGCUGCGCACCCUGUGCAACAGCUUCAGCGGCAGACACGGCCGAGCUCUACUGGUGUCGCAGCGCGAAGCCGUGCUGUCGCGCGCCGCCGACCUGGCCGCCGUCUUCAACAAGAACAUCCACAUCGCCCUGGCAACUUUGGUGCUGAACUACGCGGGCUGCUUUCACAUUCAGCCCGACCUGGACGCCAAGGCUCAGUGUCUGUCCGUGGCCAGCAGGGCCCUGGAGACGGUACAGGACAAGGAGGCUAUAUUUAGGCUGCUGGUUGCCUUGGGAACCACGGUGGCCUCGGACCAGACGGCCCAGGACUUGGCGCGCUCCCUGGGCGUCGGCUCUCAGAUUUCCAAGUACUCCACAGUGUCGGAGCCGUCGAAACUGGGCGAGUGUUGCCAGCUGGUUUUAAAAGAACUGCAAUGAUGAGAAGAAUUAGAGAUAAGAGGAGCGCUUCUUUCUGAUUCUCUGUUCUCCUUAUACAGUCUGAUUGAGAUGGAAUUACUACACUUGUAUGGCCUGCAAUAAAAAAGAGCAAACUUUCUUUAUA